UCGUGCACACCAGGACGCGGCCCCCGAGGACGUCGCCGCACUACGAGGUCUACCGCCUCAACUGCGCCGAGCCGGAGGAGGCCAACAAAGCCCUCAUGGCGCUCAGGGACAAGAUGGAGGCCAGGGAACGACGCUACCCGCAGAACCUCAUGAGGAACCUCGCCCGAAGGACGUGCCCCUGUGACUACACCCUCAGCGUCGAUAUCGAUAUGCUCACGCCUCCCUACAUGGCCGAGAACAUGACAGGAUUCCUGGACAGCGUGAAGGCCACCGCCCCAUGCUGGAAGUGUGCCUAUGUUAUUCCUGUCUACGAGCUGCAGGAUUCGGUCGCUUACUUGCCCAAUGACAAGAUGGAUCUGCUCAGACUGAUCCUGAAAAAGCAAGCUCGGAGAUAUCACGAAAAGGUAUACGCCAAGAACCAAGGCAACUCCAAGCUGGAGAACUGGGAGGUCGAGCCCCUCAACGCAAGCGCCACGGAAUACCGCGUCCUGUACAACAUCACGACGUACGAGGAGUUCUGGGAGCCGAUCCUGGUGCUGCCCUUCACGGCUCCUCUCUUCGAUGAGCGCUUCGUCGGAUACGGGUUCACGCGGAGCAGUCAGGUAUAUGAGCUACAUCGCCGUGGUUACAAGUUCCAGGUAUUGGACAGGGCGUUCCUCACACACAAGGGCUUCCAGACAACCACGAAUUACUCUACUCUACGAUAUGCACAGAUAGAGAUAAACAAGGUACGGUACCAGAUGUUUAAGAGGGAACUCCACGCACAGCUCGGCUUGCAGAUGCCCACGCAGAGCAAAGGGGCGCCCUUGAGACAGAAGUUGACGUCCCUGCUGGCCAAGCGUUCCCAGUCCCCCCGGAGUCGUCUGGCGAUAAAGACGGUGCCGGCGAAGAAGCAGCUAGUUGGCGUCGGCAAGUGAGGAGGUGGUUGUUUAACAGUGUCCGGAGCUGGUGUUUUGGCCGGAGACGAGCGUCAGUAUACCCGGCUGUGAAGUGAAAGUGAACGUGGGAGAAAAACACUUUUUUUGAAGGUGAUGAAAAUAAAUUAAUUGUUAUAUAAAAAAUAAUAAUAUAUUUGCAGACUUAGCAACCAUAGAUAUCGCGGUGGAUAUUCGGGGCGUAAACAAUUUCAUCAAAGUUUACAAAAUGCAAGAUUGACAUUUGCAUUUUUAGUGCACCAGCGAUAAAAAAAA
Molecule: messenger RNA, 1190 nt
Organism: Penaeus vannamei (Pacific white shrimp)
Lineage: Eukaryota; Metazoa; Arthropoda; Malacostraca; Decapoda; Penaeidae
Source: RefSeq, a predicted model, not a curated record